AUGCUGUCACUGCUGCUGCUGCUGUCCCUGCUGUGGAGAGGGUCCCUGACUCACAAUUUGAGAGUCAAGCUGGAUCUACUGAAAUCUGUGACAGUGUAGGAGGGCCUGUGUGUCCUUGUGCCAUGCAAAUUUUACUACCCCACGAGUUCCAAUAGAUACCUUCACAUGUUUUGGUUCCGGAAAGAGGCGAAUUUAUACACUAAUCCUCCAGUGGCCACAAACAAACCAGGACAGAAGUUGCAGAAGAGGACCCAAGGCCGAUUUCUCCUCCUCGGGGAUCCCCAGGCCAACAACUGCUCCCUGAGCAUCAGAGAUGCCAACAAGAUGGACAAUGGGAUGUACUUCCUUCAAACUGAGAGUUUCUUUCAGAAAUACUCAUAUGAACAUAAGAUGGUCUCUCUAGAGGUGACAGCCCUGACUCAGUCACCCGACAUCCAGAUCCUGGGACUCCUGCAGUCUGGCUACCCCAGGAACCUGACCUGCACUGUGCCCUGGACCUGUGAGCAGGGGACGCCCCCCAUUUUCUCCUGGAACUCCACUGCCCUCACCUCCUUGGGCCCCAGCACCCACCUCUCCUCGCUGCUCACCCUCUCUCCAACACCCCAGGACCAUGGCAUCAGUCUCACUUGUCAGGUGACCUUCCCCUCAGUUGAUGUGACUGUAAAGAGGACCGUCCAGCUCAAUGUCUCCUAUGCUCCACAGAACAUGGUCAUCAAUGUCUUCCAAGGAAACAGCACAGUCCUUGAGGAACUGGAAAAUGCCUCAUCUCUUUCCAUCCUGAAUGGCCAGUCCCUGUGUCUGGUCUGUGUUGCUGACAGCAACCCCCCACAGCUGAGCUGGUUUUGGGAAUCCGCAACCAAGAAUGUCUCCCUCAUCUCCAACACUGGAUACAUGGAGCUGCCUCAGGUAGGGACUGGAGAAGAAGAAGUGUUUACCUGUCAAGCUCAAAACCAGCUGGGCUCCCAGCAUGUUCUUCUUAAUCUCUCUGUUCACUAUAAGUUUGAAGGGAUACAAAAACCCAGAUCAGAAUCAUGGGUUCCGGGAGCUGCCGGGGGAGCUGGCGUCAUGGCCCUGCUUUGUCUCUGCCUUUUCCUCAUCGUCAGAGUGAAGACACAGGGGAAGAAGGCAGCUAGGACAGUGGAAGGCAUAAAUGAUAUGAACCCGAUCUUGGGUUCAAGAUCAUGGGGGCACCAGCACCAGCUCCAGAAAGGCACCCCUUCAGACCACCCUGCCCCUGCUGGGGAUGGCCCUACCUCAAGAGAGGAACAAGAGCCCUACUAUGCAUUCAUUAACUUCAACAAGCUGAAGCUGCAGGAACAGGAGGACAUCAACACGGAAUACUCAGAGAUACAGGCAUACGAAUGA
Molecule: messenger RNA, 1365 nt
Organism: Trichechus manatus latirostris (Florida manatee)
Lineage: Eukaryota; Metazoa; Chordata; Mammalia; Sirenia; Trichechidae
Product: sialic acid-binding Ig-like lectin 6
Biological process (GO): cell adhesion
Cellular component (GO): plasma membrane
Molecular function (GO): sialic acid binding
Source: RefSeq, a predicted model, not a curated record